UGCAGAUCAACAAGCCACUAUUUUGGAAGCAGUUUGACAAACAGUCACUGUUCCUCAGUUGAUGUCAGUCGCUAUCUGCGUUUCCAGCGAGACGUAUCACGCGCUAUCAGCGAUAAACCAGCACAAAACCAGCCAGCCACUUAGCCCCGAACCGAUAAGGUUGGAAGACAUCGUCGGUUGAACUUUAAGACAGCUAGCUCCUUUUUUAUAUGCAUUUCACAUCAGGCAAGUGUGACAAUUGCACAGGCUAACGCUCUUUUUUCACUGGCUGAAGCUUUACAAUAUACAACCGAGCUAGCAACAACUUUCCAUCGUUUAUUUGGCAACGUGUCAUUAGCGCUAACGUUAGCCAACUUCAUUUUUUCGCCAAAAAGAACGGAUUAUAUUUAUUUGUGAAACAGCCCUUCGUUUUAUCUUUGUCAACAAGCCGCCUUUUCUCGAAGAGCUGCCUAGAAAACCAACGAUAUUUAGCUAACAGUUUGGUUUUAAGCGGUGCAAAGUAAUUUUAGCUAUUGUAGAAGUGUUAGCCUUGUCUCGCCAGCUAAAACCAAACCUUACUUGCACCAUUAUUUAAAAAAAAAAAACAGUCAUCAAGGAAGAGACUAGUUUGGCUUUUUAAAUUAGUCGCCGUUGUAUCCACGACCUUUAACUUUUAAAUAUCGCGACUGAUAGACUGCAGGAGCAACUCUCUACCGUUACGUUUCGCCUUUUAAAAAUAAGUGACAGAACAGCGAGCUACCGAGGGCUUAAAGCAGUGCCAGUGGUAGGACCUGAAGCAGGUUGUGUACAGUCACGGAAUCCCUCAUCGGAUUGUUAUAUUAUCAGUGUUAUUGUUGAAAAUGGCGGCGAUCGGAAUGGUGCAGAUGUUGAUCGAAGCAGCCGAGUACCUUGAUCGCAGGGAACGAGAAGCUGAACACGGCUAUGCCUCCAUGCCACCCUUCAUCAGCAGUCGAGAGAGGGAAAACUUGAAAAGGAAAAGCAAAAGCAAGAAAAACACAAGUAGCAGGUCUACGCACAAUGAAAUGGAAAAGAACAGACGGGCACAUCUACGCCUGUGUUUAGAACGCUUGAAAUCCCUCGUUCCCUUGGGACCAGAUGCGAACAGGCACACCACCCUCAGCCUGCUGAUGAAGGCCAAAGAUCACAUCAAGAGGUUGGAGGAGAGCGAUAGGAGAGCUCAGCACACCGUAGAGCAGCUACAGCGGGAGCAGAGACACCUGAGGAGGCGUCUGGAGCAGCUGGGGGUGGAGAGGACCCGCAUGGACAGCACCGGCUCCACUCGCUCCUCUGACAGUCCCGAAUCUGAUCAAGAGGACCUGGAUGUGGACGUGGAAGGGACGGACUACCUGCUGGGUGAUCUGGAAUGGAGCACCAGCAGUGUGAGCGACUCAGGGGACGAGCGAGGCAGCCUGCGCAGCAGCUGUAGCGAUGAGGGCUAUUCCAGCGCCAGCCUGUUGCGCCUGCAGGACACUCAGGAGAGGGCCAAGCAGCUGGGCUGCAGCCUAUAAACAGCACUGGUCACUGACCCAACACCCACCUCCUCCCUUCAGCCAAUCCCGUCCCAACAUUGUCUCACCACUCCUUGGUCCCGCUCAGACCUCACCGCCCCCUCCCUCCCCAUCAGGAGUGACCAAGCCUGAGGCCUCUGUUCCAGCCAGGCCUCACACGGUGGCUUCCAUUCAGACUGUGACCUCUCUGAGACACCCACACACAUCCAGCCCAUCAUCAGCGGUCAGUCUUUAAGGGUGUCACCCACUCUGCUCUGCACCAAUCAAACGAGUGGGAUUUUAAAGACACUCCACCCCCUCCGUCCGUCAGAAACACAACUGUCAGCCAGAGAAUGUUACCACACAAUGUCCCACUGCCUCUUUUUCUAUGCCUCAAGAGCCAUGGGAAGCACUUUUCACCCUUACUUCAUACACACACAUACAUUAACACACACAUGCACACACCCCUCCAUCGUGACUAGUUGUCCAGUGAGACCUUCCAAAGGUGUGACACUGGCAUGAUGUGGGGCCUUUUUUCUGCCCCGCUCACCAGUCAACCAUCUGUGCAUGGUACUUUGCACUUGAAAUUGCUUUUGUAAACAAAACUGUGUCAUCUUUUUCAAACACUGUCUCUUAAUAACUACAGGCCCCUGCUGCAGCUAUGGCAGCAAUGUUACCAGACAAAAUGAGUGUUUGAAAAACAUGUCAGUCUGCUGACUCUGCGGACACUAAACUAGACUGUGCGUGGUGUUAAACUGUCGAGGCCGACAGCAAUACGUCCCUUAGUACCCAGGCUUUGGCAGGCAGACUCGCAACUAUCCUGUAAUUUUAUGUCCAAACCUGCCAUUCAGAGGAAAAAGUAACAGAAAAACAUACAAAAAAAAUCGUGCAGCAUGAGAUUGUGAAUGGGGAGCUCGGGGAAGGUAUGGGGGUGGGUUUGAUGUUUUCUGCCUCUCUCUGAUGACGGUGGCGUUUUUACAGCAUGCUUUUCUCAUAUGUGUGUAUGUCACAUCUGAGCCUGGCGAUAACGGCGGCCGCUAGCAGAUUUGGAAACUUUUAACACCAGCCACCAGGCCGAAUGCUGGUAUAUUUUCGCAGGUGCUGGUACAAUUUUGUACACAACUCCUUCACUGCCCCGUUCACCAGGUAUUAGAGCUGAUCUACUGAGAGCAGUCGAAAGACUGGAGCACAUUCCACUAUGUAGAGCAGACAGGCAGGUGAGACUGAGAGCAUUAUUUUUUGUGAGUGGAUGUUCCUAAAAAUUAUUUAUGAAGGGAGAGGAGUUCAGUUUGAGUCGAGGCGAGUCACCCUGAAACAGAACGACUGGCUUUGGCUUUUCAAUUGGAACACAAGGCUGAAUCUUUCUCUAUGUGUUCACAUCUGAAAAGCACUAAAAUGUUAAAACCACAGAUUUCCUCUCCUUUGCCUUGCCUUCAUAGCUAUUUAUUGUUUCUGCAAAAAUGUAAACCUUUUAAUGUAAAUAGUUUACAGAAAGAUCUCUAUGUCUAUCAGCAAAUGUAUUUAUUAGAUUUACUAAAUAUAUAGAUAAAUAUAUAAAAAUAUAUUUAAUUAGUCAUAGCUUAUGUUCUUCUUGUGAGGUUUAUUGAGAGUUUCUUAUAUGUAGUUUGUUUGCACAGCAUAGUCAGUCCAUAGAGUAUUUAGAACUGUCUCUUGUGCCUCGAGGCUUUUGUGUCUGUUGAAUUCGGCACGGGGCUCCUAGGAAAUGAAAUGUUUUAUUUGUGGUUGAUUCUUUUACCUGUUUUCAAAGCCAUCCUGCCCUUUGAAAUGGAGGAAUAAUAAGACAAAAAAAACCUGAAUAACUUGUAAAAACGUGAAUUAAAAAGUAUAAAAGCGAGAGGAGCCGGUGGCCAGGCUGAGUGCGGCGCUGAUUCCUCUGGCAAAGCUGUGUUCGCUGUGCGCCCCGUUACCGUGCUGAGGAAGCUCAGACAAAAUGGCUCCUUGGCCUCGUGAGAUCUCAGCCCUUCGCGUGGUUUCAGAAUCAUCACGGGCAGGGAGAGGAUUGCAGAUUGUUGAAUGUAGAUGUCCUCAAACCCUGCAGUGUAGCAGCACGGUGCCAAAGGAAGCUCCCUGCCUGCUCGUGCAUGCGCCACUUGCAAAUCUCAGUUAAAGCAUGAAGAUGGUACAGCAAAAAAAAAAUAUUCAAAAACCUAAAUAAGAAAAAGAAAACCGGAAAAAUAGAUAUAGGCUUGUUCAGUCUUUUAAGUGUGGAAUGCCGCUUAUCUUUGUCAAGCUGAAACCUUUUCAAAUGGACAAGAAAUGUGUAGCCACGCUUACAGGGGAAAUGUAUUGAAAAGUAGGUGUGUGUGUGGGCAGGUGUGUUCACUGAAAUGCCAUCUGUCGGUGCGUGCAUGUGUGUACAGUAUGCAAGUGUGUGUGGUUAUUUCGUCACUGUCUUCAGAGAGAAAUUUUUCGGGUGGUUCGAGGGUGGGCGGGUUAAAAAAACAACAAAUUGUUAGGCUGUGUUUCUGUUCUGGUUUCCUGUUCAUUUGUUUACUAUUAGAAUGCAAAAAAAAAAAGUCCACUUGUCAACGACUUCAUGUAUUAAUCUGAGCAUUUAUGUCUGUCUAUGGGAGUCACGUUUCCUCCUUUCUUUCCUCCAUCCAUGGCCUCUUAUCUGUCUUCCACCAAUCUACCUAUAUGUGUGUGUGUGUGUGUGUGUGUGUGUGUAUGCGUGCUUGUGUUUGCCAAGCGACCAUGUGUGAGCGUGACUCCCUCCUCCACAUGCUGCAUUGGCAUCCAUGGUACAGGGAGGUGGGUGUGUGUGGUGGAGCAGCAGUGUAUUCUGUGUGUCUGAUCACAUGCAACUUAUUGCUCCCUCCUUCCUCACCCCCCAAUACAAAGACCCUGGUGCUCUCAGCAUCUGCCUUAAGAAGCAGGUGUGGAAUCUCUCUAAGAACAAGACUAUAGUCAGACCAGUUGUUUAAGCUACAGCUUCCAGCAUCGGGAAACUCAUGUUCCUGUGUAUAUUUGGUUUUUGCACAUUUUGUCCCUGCAUACAAAGUGGCUAAUAAUGCCUUAAAACAGACACAAAUGUACGACCUAGCAGAAGUAUGAUAUGUAUGAGUGUUUAUGAAAUAUCGACAUGUAUCACAAAGGUCAUUCCUUUUCAUUGUGACAGUCUCAGGCAUGGUGCUUUCAUACAUUUACACACAGAACACACAAACACAUUGCAUCAUAGCUCCAUGAAUAUCAUCGUCACCUGCCGCCUUUCUCCUCGGAAAGGUCAAAUGUCUGUUUGCUGACUAAAAACAUUAACGUUUUGUGCACUUACUUUUUAAGAAUUGGAGAAUUUGGGCACUGUCUUCGAAAUAAAUCACUUCAAAUGUGGGAGAAAACCCUUUGACAAUGAAUUGUGGAGCAGCAAUUUAUAUUUGCCAGCGAUAUUAAGGGAAUAAAACAUUUGAAACCCUUGUUUACCUACCUA
Messenger RNA from Amphiprion ocellaris (clown anemonefish), 4932 nucleotides. It is a transcript of the gene mxd1, whose product is annotated as MAX dimerization protein 1. The coding region runs from base 840 to 1508 and encodes 222 amino acids. Gene Ontology annotation, molecular function: DNA-binding transcription factor activity, RNA polymerase II-specific; RNA polymerase II cis-regulatory region sequence-specific DNA binding; protein dimerization activity. Gene Ontology annotation, biological process: negative regulation of transcription by RNA polymerase II. The transcript is spliced from 6 exons. Lineage: Eukaryota; Metazoa; Chordata; Actinopteri; Pomacentridae. The record is from RefSeq and is a predicted model, not a curated record.